GGUGCGCGUCUGCGGAGCUCAGCUGGAGGGAGCCGGCUUCGUGCAGGGGAGAGGAGCUAGUCCUGAAGACAGAGCCGGAGGGACAAAGUCCGGGGGAUGGCAGCCCUGGGGCGCGCGUCCUCGCUGCUGUCGCUGCUGCCGCUGCUGCUGGUGCCCGCUGCGGGCGCAGGGGGCGCGCGGUGGCGCGGGGAGGGCACCAGCCCGCACCUACGGAGCAUCUUUCUGGGCCGCUGCGCGGAGUACAGCUCCCUGCUGAGCCCGGAGCUGCGGGACAAGAACUGCACAGCUAUCUGGGAAGCCUUUAAAGUGGUUCUGGACAAGGAUCCCUGUUCUGUAUUUCCCUCGGACUAUGACCUUUUUAUUAGCCUCUCCAGACACUCCAUUCCCAGGGACAAGUCCCUGUUCUGGGAAAACAACCACCUCCUCGUCACUAGCUAUGCGGAGAAUGCCCGUCGCUUUAUGCCUCUGUGUGAUGUUCUGUAUGGCAGGAUUGGAGAUUUUCUGAGCUGGUGUCGACAGGAAAAUGCCUCCGGGCUCGAUUAUCAGUCCUGCCCUACGUCAGAAGAUUGUGAGAACAACCCUGUGGAUUCUUACUGGAAAAUGGCAUCUAUGCAGUAUUCGAGGGAUAGUACUGGGGUGAUCCAUGUCAUGCUGAACGGUUCAGAGCCCAAAGGAGCCUAUCCUGUUAAAGGGUUUUUUGCAGAUUUUGAAAUUCCCUACCUCCAAAAGGAUAAAAUCACACGAAUUGAGAUCUGGGUUAUGCAUGAAAUCGGGAGACCAAAGGUGGAAUCCUGUGGAGAAGGCAGUGUGAAAAUCCUGGAAGAGAGACUGGAAAAAAUGGGCUUUCAGUACCGCUGUAUUAAUGAUCACCUACCAGUGAAGCUCUUAAUGUGCGUGGACCACAGCACUCAUCCUGACUGUGCCUUAAACUCAAAAUUCCACUGGCUCAACCUACAGAUUGAUGGAGUAUGCAGUCACCUACCAGAACCAGCCUGUCUAGCAGUCAGAGCAGUAACCUCCACUCGAAGAGAAGCCCCACCCCUCUGUGCAGAACAUGGUGCCAGCCUCUUCAUUCCUUUCUUAGUGGUUCUGGCUUCAGUUAUUCAACUGUGACUGGAAGCCCAGCUGUGCUGCCCUACCAUCCCCCAGCCCUGAAGCCCGCCCUUGCGCAUUCCUCCGUCUUGUUCUGUGCAUACCAGGUGGUUCCACUGUCUAAAGAAGCUUCCUUCUGGGAAAAAAAUGUUAAUGUUUUCAAUGAUACACAAGCUCGGGAUUUCAGAGACAAGAAAUUAGUCUAGUUCUCCUUAGCAGGUUAAAAUUGCUGCAUUAGAAUGAAAGCAAGUUAUUAGUUUCUUGUGUCAUAUUGUAUAAAGCAUUGAGACCCAGACUAUUGUUACAUAAUAAAAUAUUUUUAGAAAAUUCUAGUAGAAUUAGAUUUUAUAUUUUUUCUGAAUUUUCCUAUAUCCCCUGUGGGGCACACUGCUUGCUUAUUGAUAGCUUAAGAUAUAUAUACACUCUAUAAAUGUAUAUAUAUUUGAUGUGCAAAGAUUUAUGAAUAAAGGUGUUCACUUAAUGGUUAUGUAUAAUGGGGGGGUGAAACUCAUAAUGUCCAAUAAUGGGGAACUGUUUUCAUAUGGUUUGCUAUAUCUGUAGGUUAGAAUCGCGUUCAACUGGUAAAAGUCAUGUUUACCAAUCCAAAUGUCCUUCAGCUGGUGAACGGAUGGGCUCACUGUGGUACAUCUAUACAAUACUCAGCAACACUCUCUAUAUAGUCAGAAAGAAAAUGUUACAUGAGUAACACUCAAAUGUGCUAAUACAAGAAGCCAGACCAAUAGGCGACAUACUGUAUUAUUCUACUUAUAUGACAUUCUGGAACAGGCAACACUGUAGGAAUGGAGAAUAGAUCAGUGGUAGCAAAGGGUUAGGACUAGGGGGAGGGGGUAACUACAAAGGGGUAGUGUGAGGGAAUUUUGGGGGAGUGAGAAACUGUUCUGUAUCUUGAUUGUGGUAGUGAAUCUAUGUCAACACUUAGAACCGUAUAUCAAAAAGAGUAAAUUUCACUGUGUGUAACUGAAAUGUUUUCAAAGAACAUUUAAUGAUAUAGAAAAAUGUCAACAAGAAGUACAAGAAGUGAGAUAUAAAACCUUCUAAAAUAUAAUACAAAUUUAGCAAAUUCUAUUAUGAUAUGCAUAUUGUAAACAAAUGAAAGAAAAAGUAAUAAACUCAAAGGCAGAGCAAUUA
Molecule: messenger RNA, 2241 nt
Organism: Prionailurus viverrinus (fishing cat)
Lineage: Eukaryota; Metazoa; Chordata; Mammalia; Carnivora; Felidae
Gene: BST1
Product: bone marrow stromal cell antigen 1
Exons: 10
Coding region: 97-1113 (338 amino acids)
Biological process (GO): positive regulation of B cell proliferation
Cellular component (GO): plasma membrane
Molecular function (GO): NAD+ nucleosidase activity; phosphorus-oxygen lyase activity
Source: RefSeq, a predicted model, not a curated record